UUUGUAACUUUAAAAUGUACUGAAAAAAUAAAACUAAUACUGUGUUAAUAGUACAGGUCAAAACUGAAGACCGGCAUACACAUCAGAAAACAAACAGUUCAUAAAUAUAAGAAGAAAAUAAAGCAAACAUGUUUGAUCAUAAAUCUAAGAUGGACAAAAUCAGUUUCUAAUUGUUAUUUGCACCUAUAUGCACCUCAAUGUUGCCUAUUUAUGGCAUACACAUAUAUGCAGCGUAUAUAUUAUCAUAAUGUGCAUACUGGAUAUAGGUUAAAAAUAUGCGCAUACAUCCUCAGAUAGAUUCUUUACAUGAUGGUUUGUAACACCAAAUGUAUAGGCUUAGAUACUUAUUAACUACAUGAAACUUCAAAAAAAUCUUUUUGAAAAAUUAUACAUAAGAUUAAAUAAAGAAAACAAGCUAAAUCUUACCUUGCCAACCACAUCUUGUAGCGAACGUUAUAAAAAAAGCACGAGGGCGAGUUUAUUAUUCAUACCGCUCGCCACCAGGGGGCGAAAGAAAUGUUUUACUUUUCAAAACGUGUAUAUUUUGGUUACACAGCGUAACCAAUAGGUAAACAAUUAAAUUGUUUGUUUUUAGUGUCUCCCCCUUCGAAAUAAGUAUUUUGAAUGUAUCGUCCUUCUACUUUUCUUUUUGAUUUACUUACUUCCGUCUACUAGUGAGGGGUUACCUUGGUAACGGCAAUACACAUGUAACGGCUACCUAUUGCUUGCAAACCAUGAGUGAAGAACUAGACGAAGAGGUUUUAGACGGUCUUACAGAAGUCGAAAAAUUGUAUACAGUUUUUCAUGGAGCGUCGCAAGAAGAUGUGGCGUACGCAAAGCUUUUCUGGAAUUCUCUUUCUCUUCAACCACCGAUAGAGUCCCGUCUCGUUUCUUCCGACAUCAGACAGCGCUUAAAAGUUGCGAAAACCCCGAACACCACAAAUGCUGCUGCAAAUCAAGCGCCAUGGUCAAAGAGGAAUGAGGAAAUCCAACAAGAUGCUUACCUGAGGCAAAAGCAGGAGGAGAAGCAGAGAUACAUGGAGAUGGCAAAAAAUCGAGACCAGAUUAUCGCCCUUCUGAAAAAGCAGAGGGAUGAACGAAUUAAGAAAGAGAUGAUUGCCUACAAGCACAAACCAAAAAAAGGAAAACUAGAAGAAAAAAGAUUGGCUCCAAAGACACUUUCAUCAGAUGUGGAUGAAGACCAGAAAGAAGUUCAGAAGCUCCAAUAAAACACACUAAUAAGAUGAAGUCUUUUUCCAGUUGGCAAUAAAUGAUCCACAUAAACUCCAUCUCAGCAAAUACUUUAUCUUUCAAAAUUCAUAGAUAUGUUCUCCCAACUGUAGCCAACAAAAGAGAAGUGUCUCAAAAUAGAAGCUGUGGUUUAACAUAUUUACAAGCUAAAAUACUUUUUUAAAAUGCAUUUUUUUAUUUCAUACUUAUGUAUUUUAUAUUAUCAUAACUUAAUUAAAUAAUACAAAAAUAACACUAAUAACAUGAAUAUUUAAAAUCAUUUAACACUUCUAAUAUAUUAGAACAGUUUUUUAAGACUAUUUGUGGCCCUGGACCACAAAACCAUUAAUAGGUGUCUUUUUUCUUUCAUUUUAAAAAAUAUUUAAAUGUAUGCAUAGCAAAAUAAAUAUGAUUUCAAUAUGUGAUAGUUGAUAAGUGAUAUAUCUUGACCAAUUUGUGUGCUACUCUUUAAAUAUAUGUAAUCCAAGGGCUUUAAAAAUAAUAUUGAAAAAAUCACCUUUAAAUUUGUACAAAUUAAGUUCUUAUUAAUACAUAUUACUACUUAAAUUACGUUUUGAUAUUUAGAGUAAGACAUUUAAUAUUGAUAUUGCCAAAAUAUAACCAUGUAACAUAAGAUUUUGUGAUCCAAGGUUACAUUUCUGUCCUAUUUAAAAAUGUAAUGUUUUAGUGAAAUAUAUUGGUGUAUUUAAGUUAAUUUAGCUAUUUAAUAUGAGUUUUUGUUGCCUUUUUAACAAAUCUGUUAACUUGAUACUGUUUAAUUCCUUGUACUUAUAAGCUAUAAUGUGAUUUGUUCGUCACAUAAAAGCUCACGGCUUCUUGGCCAUUGUCAGUUGAUGAUGUAUUAUGA
Molecule: messenger RNA, 2098 nt
Organism: Danio rerio (zebrafish)
Lineage: Eukaryota; Metazoa; Chordata; Actinopteri; Cypriniformes; Danionidae
Gene: hoatz
Product: HOATZ cilia and flagella associated protein
Biological process (GO): cilium assembly
Cellular component (GO): cytoplasm; cilium
Source: RefSeq, marked validated